Molecule: messenger RNA, 7668 nt
Organism: Epinephelus lanceolatus (giant grouper)
Lineage: Eukaryota; Metazoa; Chordata; Actinopteri; Perciformes; Serranidae
Product: pituitary adenylate cyclase-activating polypeptide type I receptor
Biological process (GO): adenylate cyclase-modulating G protein-coupled receptor signaling pathway; cell surface receptor signaling pathway
Cellular component (GO): plasma membrane
Molecular function (GO): G protein-coupled peptide receptor activity; vasoactive intestinal polypeptide receptor activity; peptide hormone binding
Source: RefSeq, a predicted model, not a curated record
UCUAUUUUAAGGGUGACAGAAUAUAUUUGCACACUGAGGCAAGGAAGAAGUCGGUCUUUAAGAGGCUCCAGAGAAAUAACCAACCUGGAUUUGCACUCACAUCAUCAUCAUCAUCAUCAUCAUCCUCAUCAUCAUCAUCCGAUGAGGGAAGACAGAUAAGAAAAUGGAAGUGUAUUGUAAGGCGCUGCCGGGACCACAGGAGAAAUUCACACUCCUCAUCUUGUAUCUUCAUCUGUGGUACAGGCCUAUAGCUGAAGCAAUUCAUCCGGACUGCGCCAUCAUCUCACAGCACCUCAGGGCUCGGGAGGUUUGCAGCCAGACGAGGAGGAGCGAAGCGCAAAACCAGAGCGACCACAGCGGAUGUAAUACAGAGUGGGACGAGAUCGGCUGCUGGCUGAGAGCUGAAGUCGGGCAGGUGGUCAACGUGUCAUGUUCUGAUGUCUUCCAGCAUUUCUCCAGCAAUCAAGGGUAUGUUUACAGGAACUGUACGGUUGACGGCUGGUCAGAAAUGUAUCCACCCUACGAGGAGGCCUGUGCUUUCAGUGACGACAGCGAGCCUGAAUCUGAGACGAGUUACCUCUCCACGUUCAGACAGGUCUACACUGUGGGCUACGCCACUUCGCUCAUCUCCCUCAUUACAGCCAUCGUGGUGUUCACAGCCUUCAGGAAGUUCCGCUGCACCAGAAACUACAUCCACAUCAACCUGUUCUCCUCCUUCGUCCUGAGAGCCAGCGCUGUUUUCAUUAAAGACACCGUGCUGUUCGCUGACGAGACCCUGGACCACUGCUCCGUGUCCACGACAGCGUGCAAUUCAGCCGUGGCUUUCUUCCAGUUCAGCAUUCUGGCCAAUUACUUCUGGUUGCUGGUGGAGGGCAUGUAUCUGCAGACGCUGCUCGCCCUGACCUUUGUCUCUCAGAGGAAAUAUUUCUGGUGGUACAUCCUGAUUGGUUGGGGGCUCCCAUCAACGGUUCUCAUACUUUGGGUGUUGACCAGAUUCUUCUAUGAUGAUAGAGGUUGCUGGGAUGACACAGAAAAUGUUGCAAUCUGGUGGAUUAUUAAAGGACCAAUAACAGCCUCGCUGCUGGUCAACAUAGUCAUCUUCAUCAACGUGAUCCGGAUUCUGGUUCAAAAGCUUAAAUCCUCAGCCAUGGCCGGGAACAAUGACACCGGACACUUUAUGAGGCUGGCUAAAUCCACCCUUUUCCUCAUCCCUCUGUUUGGGAUGCACUACACAGUGUUUGCCUUCCUGCCUGAGAACACUGGAAUGGCAGCCAGACUCUACAUCGAGCUCGGACUGGGAUCCUUUCAGGGUUUUGUGGUGGCACUGCUUUACUGUUUCAUGAAUGGAGAGGUCCAAACAGAGCUGCGGAGAUGGCUGUGGAAGUGUCACAAUCAAAACCAUCUCACCCCAGCCAAGCGAAGUAUCACUCAGAUCACAGUUCGAGCCCGCGGGGGGCUCAAGCGACCUCCUUCUAGCGGCAACAUCUCCUCAGUAUGAUUUUUAAGAGACCAUCCAUGAGAGGAAAGUUGUUGUGAGAAUAUCACGCAAAGAAGAAGUCCUCAAACUCAACCUGCUGAUGACAUUAAUUCAACAACCCCUCCAUGAGAGGAGUGUAGUGAUUAAGGAAAUGUUGCGCCGGGAUGAAUAACAUCAGUGUCAGCAGCAGUUAGAAUGAUGACAUCACACAUUUCUGAGCUAAAUCACAAUGUCUUCUAUCAUAUGUGCAACCAAAAAAAUACUAAAAAGUACACUGGUGCUUGAUUUGUAAGGAUGUCAUGGUGACGCUGUGGAAAGAGCACAGCAGAGACAGAGCUGGCCCAGAACCUGCAGGAAGAUGAUUUCACAUGCUUGUGUUUACAGUUUGGAGUACAAAAAUGAGCAAAUGUUUGAGGGAUUAUAUAGAGACAGCUGCGGAAACAAUGGCUGUUUGAACUUGGCUAAAUUAUGUGAGACAAGCUUGACUUGUCUAAUUGUUUUGUGCAGCACUCAACAGAAGCAGUUUUUAGUGCGGGCUGAAAAUAUGUGCGGGGUUGAUAUGAACCGAAUGUGCAAAUUGAUUUUUUUGUGCAGCAAUUCAGCUGCUGCUAAAGAGAAAAUUUCAAUCAUGAACAUGCAGAGGAACCUGAGCGGAUGUAUUUAAGGCUGUGUGUUUGCCUGUGUGUGCGAAGCUGCCACAUAUUGGUACAUCAUGUCUUAAAAAACUAAUUAUUUGGAGGAGCUGUCUGCUUUGAUGAGCCAUCUUUGAAAUAUUUGUGAAUAUUUAUGAGCUUGUUUCUUCCUUCAUCUGUCACUUUUUAUGCUGCUGCCAGAUGUGAUAAUCUGAAUUUUUUGGCACAUUUGUUGCACUGAAGGAGAAACCAAAUUGGUACAAAAAAAGAUGCCAGGCAUUUACAGGGUAAGGUGGCAUCAAAUUGGUUCUGUGUGCGUAUUUAUAUCUGGCAUUUGUUUAAGCUCAAGAUUUCACCCAUAUGCAAGUGACUGCCCAAAUUUAUAGCCAGAAACAAAACAACACAAACAAACAAACAAAAACACCAAGACAUUCAAGCUCUGGCCAUGUCCACAUGGAGACGAGAUUAGGUGUAUCCGCAAAGGUUUUUUAUCGUAUAGACCUUUCGUAAACAUGCAACCAGCGUUUUAGGAGCCCAGUACGCCAACUUUUGUAACCGGGUCCCAGAGUGAAAAAAUCUGAAGAUGCCACCUUCGCAUUUCCGUAUUUACAAUAUAGUACGCCUCUUUUCUGAAGCGAUGAUGCCAUAACCCCACCUCUCCCUUAACCCGCAUGCAUUAGGCGUAAAGGCGCCACAACAACAAUGGCUGACUACGCAGUGGUUGCAUUUGUGCUAGUUUUGUAAUCAAGUGUGACUCUAAGUAGCAGCUCUACCUCGUCGUCAGUCCAUACAAAGUGAGCUCCUCUGGCGUUUGUAUUUUCCGCCAUCUUCUUCUUCGUGUUUGUUUACUUCGCACGAGUUUUAUGUGCAUGCUUCAUUUCUUAUUCUGUUUUUGGUGUACUUUGUGGCAGCGUUGCAGCGCCACUCACAGGCCUUGCAUAUAUACUACAGCCUUUUCAGUGGCUUCAUGUUUACGUACACAUAUCUUGAGACGAUUCCGUGUUUAUGGAAAACUUUUAAAAACGAAAUUGGUUCUGUCUUCGUGUGGAUAUGGCCUCUGUCUGUAGCUGCCGAAUCUCUGUGUUGGGUAUUGUAGUCACAACUCAAUCACCUAAAAAAAUAGCCUUGUAGGUUUCUUCAAACCACAUUACACACAUUACAUUUGUAAGUUAUGAUAAAGCGGAUUAAUAGACGCUUUUAAUUUCAACAACAAUGUGGCUAACAUGGUUAGGUUCAGGCAAAGAUCGUGUUUUGACUUAAAAUUUCUGGUCUGGGGGGCUCUAGUGUUUAAUGCAAAGAAGUGUGAAAGAUAAAACGACACUGGGGGAGUGGGAGAAAAGUUGAUUUGAGUGUUUUCUGCCUUCUAAUCUUGUGGGAUAUCCACAUGGAGCAGCACUGAGACAAAAACAGGACCAAUUACGCAUGGUGACAAAUGAGUAAUGAGGUUGGUCUGUCAGGUGUGUAGCCGGUUUUCUAAAACAUUUUGUUGAAAGACGUAUAAUCCAUUAUGCAUGCACUCUACGUAGUAACUUUUUUAACAAAACAAAAUAUCUAAACCAUCCACUGAGGUGUGAAAAGGCGAACUUGUUCCGGAUACGUUUUCUGGGCUAAGAAUAAACCAGUGUCCAGUGUGCUUUAUCUCUUUGGAUUUGGCAAGCCAUUUAUUCUCAACACAUGCUCACCAUAACAUAGAGGGGCAACAGCAUUGUGCAUAUUCAACCAUUAUUCCAAUCAGCAAAUUCAGUUUUCCACAUUGAUACUUGAUGCUUACACGACAUGCUUCCGUAACACGAUCAAAAACUGUUUGCUUCCCGUUCCACACACCUGAUUCCCAUUACCUGGAGCUUACCAAUAUGCACUUUAAACAUGGAUGCUGUGUUCAGUUUAAUAACGGCAUGCGUAUAUUUUUAUUUACCUUGUUUAGAUAAGGAUAAAAUAAACAAACAAAAACUAUAUGAUGGCUCCAACACUCUAUUGAUUUAUAAUAAUACCUAGAUACUGGAUGCCAAGAUGGAUGCCUGGGUUUACUUACCACUUGCUCUGGCUCCGCCCACGUGGCUCAUAGACUUUACAUCAUUAUGACAUCACAGGUUUUUAAGUUGCUUUUCUCAGCUCAAGGAAAGUUUGACAAAAAAACCCUCCAUGCAUCAAAAACCUGUAAUGGAAAGAGUUAUAACAGACCUUGUUUGCAAUUUGAGGUGUCCUGUCAACAGUUUCACAGACAUCUCUUUGACAAUGGUGGACUAUGGGUCAAAUGCUUUUUGGGACACAGGGGAUGUCUUGCAGCAAUACAUGAGGGGCCACUGGGAAAAAUGUUCCUGGGGGCCUGCUACGUUAUGUUAUACUGGUAGCAUUGUUACGCCCAUCCUUAGGUCGUCCUAUGGGACAAAUGAAACUCCACCACUGACCCAAUAUAACCAUGUAAGACAUCUUUAAAACACUCAGCAAGCAAACAAGACAAGGAAAAUUUUGGGCUGAGAGGCAACAGGGCCAGUAGUCCCCACACCAGUGGCCUUUCUCCUCUGCUGGCUAGUGAUGUGACGUUCGCGAACGAGCCGAGUCUUUGAACGGGCUCUUUGAAGUGAGCGAGUGAACCGGCUCUUUAGAGUGAAUGAGCCAGUUCCUAAUUUCUUUGUUUUUUGCGUUAAUUUACUCUGUAUCAAUUAAUCUCAGAUUAUUUGAUCUGGAACAAGCUGAGAAAGACUAGUUUGUGAGGGAGAAAGACAGUGCAGCCGCUCACUCGUUCACUUCAAAGAGCCGGUUCAAAGACAGUCUGCAGAGUCUAUUCUGGGCCCACGUUACAAUAUCCAGAUCACGUGAUGCGAAAAAUCAGCAAUGCACACACACACACACACACACACACAGAGCAAAAAAACAACAACGAACAAACCGCAUCUUUGAACCGGCUCUUCAGAGUGAAUGAGAGCCAAAGAACUGGCUCUCACAAGUGAACGAGGAAUCCCAUCACUACUGCUGGCACAGGAGCUCUUAAGCACCUCGUUAAGUAAUGCAGCACACCUGAGGAGAUCUACAGUGGAGGGAAAAGGGACAGCAGCACAGAACAUAACGCAUGUUAUUGAUGUUAGCUGGCUAAACAUGCUGUCAAACUUUGCACUUUGAAAAAAUGUAUAAAUAGAGCUGCAUUCAUCAGUCUGUUAGCGAAGUUGUUUUUGCUAACUUCCUGUGGCACAAUGCAUCCUGUCUGCCCAAAGUCUGCUUCAAAAGUUUAAUUUUCUUCAGUGUAAUUGAGGCAAAUUCUGGACUGAAAAAAAAAAAAAAAAAAAAAUAGAAGGAGGAUUUUUACAAACACAAAUGCACAAACAUUUUCCUCCGGCGACUGGGUGAUGUCAUCAACACUGGCUGACAAAAAUUCCGAUCCAUGCAUCCCAGUUUUCAGUUUUUUUUAUUUCAUACAACAUGAAUAAUGCACUGUACUGUUCAGCUAAGCACUUUGUCAUUGUCAGUCCACAAUAUGAUUUAAUGUUGCACUUUAUGUCACAGUGAAUAUGCUGUAUUUCCAUUGCUGCUCUUGUGGGUCUAGUGAGAGUUGGUCUGUUUAGGGAGAAACACAGUAAUAAAUGAAACAUGUGUUUUUAGAUGUAUUUACAGCUAUGCUUUAAUGUUUGAAUGUAUUAUUUUUAUUCAUGAUGAACUUCAUCAACAUAAUGCACUUGGUUUUCUGAUUGUAUAACAGAGGUAGAAAAUGCUUGGGGCAAAAUAUUCAUAAAUGUUUAUGUAUGUACCCUGAUUUGGAUGAAAAAUAGGAAAAAGAAGCAGCUAAAUGGGCUUUCGUAAUACUUAAAAUGCAUCAGUGCUGGACAAGGAUCUUAUUCAGCCAAAAAAAAAAAAAAGUUUAGAUAAUUUCCUCUUAUGAUAAAACUAAUGGCAUAGCUGUAAAUCUGCUGCUAAAUCUGUACACUGUCCAGCAAAAUAAGUCACAACUCCACAAAAUACCACAGACAGAUUUAUUUUGCAGUCAAAUUUACACAAUCUGAGACAUGAAUGUUAGACACCAGAACGCAUGUUACACAUGACACACCGUCACAGGUCGAACAUAAUAUGGAUGAGGCUUUAUAGAUAUUCUUUUGACAUUUAAGUUACUUAUAUCCUCAUUAAUGCUUUGUCAUUACAUACACAUGCGUACAGAACACACACUCUCCAACUUUCAAACGCACUCACACACACACGCACACAGUCUGAAAACAGUUACAUAAACAUAAAUGUACAAAAACACUGUCACAAACAUUACAGGUCUUCGUCAAGAGGUCCUCCUGUGUGCCAAAAAUAUACAUAUACAGUGCGCUGUAUACAUAUGUUCAAGAAAAGACAUCAUUUGUACACCAUGGCAAAUUCAUAGCAGGCAACAUUUAAGAGCAGCUGAGCAACAUCGGUACAUUCAAAAAUUCAUUGGCAAUCAGUAGAACACACACACACACACACACGCACACACACAUUCAACACUUGAUAAAACUGGCUCAACACUCACACAGACAUAUGCCACACUGAGAAUAGUUACAUUUGAAGAAAUAGUUUGAUGUUUUGGGAAAUACUGUGUGUUUUCUCUCCAACAGUGGGAUGAGAAGAUUGAAACUAGCUGUUUUUAUUUUUGACAGCUGUAUCAUUCUUCUCAUAACUCUUGCCAAGAAAAUGACUAAACAUAUUUCCAUAAAUGUCAGACUACUGCUUUUUAGAAAACAUGUCAAAUGCUCGUCUUUGACACAAACUCUAUAUAAGGUUCAGUGUGUCACUGUAACGACAACUGUAAAAAGAGGUGUGUGUGGACAGAGGCAUGGCUAGCUUUAGCCAAAAUUAAGCUAACAGUUGAACCUUACUACCAGAAUUAAUAUUGGCAUGGUUUGUUUCUGCAAACCAGAUAUAUUACAUUUGUUUUAUAUGUUAAAUAUCUACAUUUCAUAUGUAGCAGAUGUGUUGAAACUUUACAUUUCUUUACAUUUUUGUAUUCAUUUAUACACAUUGUGUACGCACAAAACAAAGCCUGAAUGAGAGGUGCGCCACUUCCUAGUUAAAAGUUGUGAUCUAUAAAAACAGUCUUGAUGGGAGAAACCUUGACCCAUGCUUAUGAACAUUUUGGAGAUGGGAAAUUGGCGACGCAGAUGGCGAGAUGGAAGCCUGGUUGUAGAAAUUGUUGAAUACACCAUUUUUGGUUUUUGUUCGUACGUACAUUUUUAGUACGGUUCCUAAACAUUGUUUUAUAAAUAUACCCCCAGGAGUGUAGUGCUCCUGGAGCACACCAGAACAAAGCUCUGACACUGUUUCUUCUCCAAGUGAGGGAAUAAAAUAUUCACAGUUUGCAUAAACAGGGUGAAAUUCAUACACAUUUUUCAAGUGCUUUAAGAUCCAAUCAUUACUGAAGCGCAUGUCAUGCAAGAGAGCCAAUGAAAUACAAAUGCAAUGGUUGAAGUUGACACUGAAGGUGUGCUGAUUGAUUCAAGACAUCAACUCAUACACUGAGAAACAUGCAACUAAACAUUUGUAAGUGCUAUAUCGUAGGCAACUGGGCUUGCUUGCGUUUCUUGAAGACGUUUCGCCUCUCAUCCA